Molecule: messenger RNA, 2005 nt
Organism: Silurus meridionalis
Lineage: Eukaryota; Metazoa; Chordata; Actinopteri; Siluriformes; Siluridae
Product: protein FAM124B
Exons: 5
Coding region: 319-1713 (464 amino acids)
Cellular component (GO): nucleoplasm
Source: RefSeq, a predicted model, not a curated record
AUCUGCUCCAAAAUAGAUUGCAUUAUAAUACAAAGACACUUCCUACAGAUAGUACAUGGUGGACCUGUGGUGCGUUUUGGAAGCUGUUGGACAGACAGAGGGUUGUCUGAUUAAUUUUUAAUGACGGGAUUAUUGACCCGGACGGUAGGUGGCGCUCUGAAACCGACGCCUAGCGGAGAGCAGGCAGGACCACACCGUUACUUUUUUUAUUCCGGAAUGGAAAGUUUGAAAGCGUUUCACUCGAUGGCAAAUUUAUGCUACAAAGAAAUGGUGAAAUAAUGCUGCGGAAACCAUUUCUAUUCCACAAAAGCGUGGAGGAUGGGAACACCGACUCCGGAGCAGAAACUGCAGGCAGAAACAUGGCCAAUAAAUCGAUCAGACUGCAGCAAAAUGUCUUGUAGUAGCAUUGACCUCAUGACUCCUCGCGAUCCCCUGCCAGUCGCCAUGCACCUGCUGGCCAACCCGGGUGACUCUCUCCUCCUCCAGCAUACACUGGAUCGCUUGCUUGAAUGGGUCUGUCCAGGUUUGCGCCUCUUCCACGUGUCUGAACGCGCCUGCCCGGUACGUGAGUACACCCGUGCUCACGUGUGCCCGUCAACCAGCUACCCAUCUCUAGCUGUCAUCUUUUUCCUGCACGAGUCCUACGGUGAAGAACGCAUCCUCCGUGUCCUUGACUUCCUCCAGCGCCCACCCUGGCAGUACCACCACACUGAGAAUGGCCAUGCCAGCUCGGAUGCCAUGCUGCGACCGUACCUGCUGCCUGGGCGGGACUUUUACAGUCUUGGCCCUGGUAUGCCAGUGUGGGCAGUGCGUCCAGUACAUUGUGGAGGUGAAGUGCUGCGUGUGACCCUGCACAGUGGGCAUGAGAAUUUUGAGGAUGCUGUGAGACUUUACGAGACGGUCCUACACAUGAGAGCUGAGGAACAGAAAGCUGGGUUUUGCUGGUUUACCUUACUGAAAGAGAGGACUUUCAGCGUGCAGUUAGCACUCAAGCAGUUGGCACCCGGUGUGCGGGUUGAGACGUGCCACUCUGCUGUACUGCAGUUCAGAGUGGGUGAGAUUGGCCAGCUCGUGCCCUUGCUGCCCAACCAGUGCUCACCUAUCAGCGUCACCCGCUGGCAGACAGAGGACCUGGAUGGUAGCAAGAUCCUCUUUCAGGUUAAAGGAGUAACACAGCCCCAGAGGCUCUUAACAUCCGCUUUUCCCCUAAGCUGCCCCACUCUUCCUAAUAGAUUGCUGUUGAGGUGCCCAGUUCCUAUCUCAGCCUCUCCGGGCACCAGGCUGUGCCAGCUUAAAGAGCGUCCACUGGGCAGCACUGCUGGAACACACAGAUUGGCAGGAGGUGCCACAGAGAGCUUUGGUUCCAGCAGUGCUUGUAGUACGACUCCUGGCAGCUCCUGCUACUCAUCCCAGUGCAGCAGUCCUGCAUUACUGUCCAUUAAUCUCUUUGAGCCGGUCACACCAUCCACUUCUUCUGUGGCCCACUUCAUGCCACAAGAGGAAGAAGAAAAGGAGCCAGAGACAAACGUAGACACAGGCUGUGCUGUCAUUGUACAAAGACCUGCUCUAGACACACUGGCAAGAGAUUUAAGACACUGCCUGCCAGAAGUACAGAGGACGUGGGGCGGCUCGGAAGGAGAUAGUCUCUCAGAUCCCUUGCCUGCACAGAGCCUCAUCCAAGAGCAAGAACCAGUGGACGAGUUCUUCAUCUGAUUGAAUAGUUAGUGAACUAGAGCUCUACCAACCUGAUAUUGAGUCUACUGAGUAUCAGUAUCAUGGCUUGAAUUGCUGGAUCCACAUUAAUACAGAUCUUCAUUAUGUCUUGAGCAUGUUAUGCUGAUUGACCUGACAUAGAUCAUGCACAGGAAACUUGUCUUGGAGCAUGUCCCCAUCACCGGUGAUGUUUUGCAUAACUCUCAGAGUUAAGGUGAUUAGUGUGAAGAUAUAAUUUAAAAUGAAAAUUAAAUUUAAAUAAAUUAAAAUGACUCAACUGCCUAUAAUCAAA